CUGAAUGUUUUUACUAAAGUUCAAGUAUGGAAUGGUUAAUGUCUUUUAUCUCGCUGCAUCAAUGCCUAUCCCACCCAAAUUUUGCUCUCCCCUUAAUGAUGAUGUAAACGGUUUCGCAAUUUUUGUACGCACAUUAACGUAAAAUGUGACGUGCCAACUAUCCUUUAUGCUUUAGAUAUGGAAUGGUAUUGUCUUCUAUCUCGCUGUACUUAUCCCUAUCACACCCACGUUUGGCUGUCUCCCCUGCUCUGACUCUAUGGAAUGACACAUGAACGGAAAAUGAAACGAACCAACUAUCUUAAUGCUUUGGCUAAAGUUGGAGUAUGGAAUCGUAAUGUCUUCUAUAUCACUGCACCUAUCCCUAUUACGCCCAAAUUUGGCUGUCUCCCCUAUAUCAACGAUUUGUGGACACAUGAGCGGAAAAAGAGACAGCGCAACUAUCCUUGACUAAAGUUGGAGUAUGGAAUGAUGAGGGUGUCAACGAUUUGGCAUUUUCUGUGGGAAAAAGAGACAGCAUAACUAUCCUUAAUACUAUGACUAAAGUUGGAGUAUGGAAUGCUAUCUCUCUACAUCGACGCCUAUCUCGUCCAAAUUUUGCUGUCUCCCAAAUGAUACUAUUGUCUUCUAUCCCUCUGGACCGAGCCUAUCUCGCCCAAAUUUGGCUGUCUCCUCUAUGUAAUGGUGUCAACAAUUUUUUGUGGGCACAUGAGCGGAAAAAGAGAUAGCCCAACUAUCCUUAAUGCUCUGACUAAAGUUGUAGUAUGGAAUGGAGAGUUGAGUUGGCGAUACCAGUCUUGUAUAAACUUAAGCUGCUUCAUGACUUCAUUCACAUGAUGUGUAGUAUGAUCAGUGCCGGCCAUGUUAAACAAACCUGCUGUGUGUCGUAUAGUCGUUUUGUUCUUGUGAGCCAAAAGUUUUUACCAUUUUCCAACA
Geodia barretti is the source of this 933-nucleotide messenger RNA. The record is from the annotation of a GenBank genome assembly. Lineage: Eukaryota; Metazoa; Porifera; Demospongiae; Tetractinellida; Geodiidae.